This is a messenger RNA of Rosa chinensis, 1329 nucleotides long. Its product is annotated as non-structural maintenance of chromosomes element 4 homolog A. The transcript has 7 exons. Gene Ontology annotation, biological process: DNA repair. The coding region runs from base 18 to 914 and encodes 298 amino acids. Gene Ontology annotation, cellular component: Smc5-Smc6 complex; nucleus. Lineage: Eukaryota; Viridiplantae; Streptophyta; Magnoliopsida; Rosales; Rosaceae. The record is from RefSeq and is a predicted model, not a curated record.
GAAUCUCUAAAAUUCCAAUGGCUGAGAAAGAAGGUACUGUCAAUAUUGAGCGACUCGACUUCGGCCAAGACCCGGAGCCCCGCCGAAAGCUCCGCUCCGGCUACCUCGCCGUCCGGAAGCUGACCAGUGAGAAAAGAGACGAUAUAGUGAGUCAGGACUCAAAGAAAUUUGAUGUUGUUAUUGACGAAAUUAACAGACUUCAUGAGCAAGUACAGCUUCCCAGAGAACAAGUCUCGGAUGCGCAAGCACUUCUAGACGUAACUAAAACCGUGGUGGCCCCUAUUAUGUCACAUCAUAAUGGGGAAACUACCACAAGCGAUUUCAUUACCAGUUUGAUUUCAAAUUUCGGGCAAGUCUAUAGGUCAUCAGUGAACGAAGAUGAUGCCCAUGUCUCACUUAACUGGAAAGAUAUUGGACUUUCUGUUCCACCAACACUCAAGAGGGCUUUUGGAUGUUGCACAAUGCUUGGACCCAUGGAUACUGAGUAUAAGGAAAGGAAGGCUGCUGUCCGCCGUACAAAGCCUACCACAGCUCAUCUGCCGACACAGAUUAAUGAAGGAGGGGAAGCAAAUGAGACAGACUUAAACAUGUUAACAAUGUAUGAGAUAUUAAAGAAGAAGAAGAAUGUCGAACUCAGUUGUUUGAUACUAAAUAGAAGGUCUUUUGCACAGACCGUGGAGAAUCUAUUCGCUCUUUCAUUCCUCGCAAAAGACGGCAGAGUUAGAAUUGCCGUCGAAGCAAAUGGUUCUCAUGUCGUUUCACCUACGAAUGGUCCUGUUGCCAAUGCAGUGGCUUAUCACCAUUUUGUGUUCCGAUUUGAUUUCAAGGACUGGAAGAUAAUGACUGAAAUGGUGGCUGUUGGUGAGGAGCUGAUGCCUCAUAGAGACCACACAAAGUGCACACCUGCCCCUUAGGAGGAACCAGCAGCAUUCAAUUCCCAAACAGCCACAGCCCCACAGACAAACCGGAUUUGAAAACUUACCAGAAACCAUGGCCCGGUUGUACAGGAAAAAUCUACUGCAGAAGAAUUCUUUGGAAAUGAUGAUGCUUCUGGAGCCACAGCACUUCGCAGCUGUAAGCGCAAGCUUUAGCUUGACAUGUGCAAGCGGUAGCUUAAGUUGAGGGGAAGGUUGGAUUCAGGGUCCUCUACUGAUCCUAGGGUGCUGAUUUUGCACUCGUGUCCAAAAUGACGUAGUUUAUUGACAGAAGUUCAAGACAACGUAAUUAAACGUAAGCACAAAACCAACAUUGUUAAGAUCACUAAAGGAUCCGGAUCACAGUCAUACACGGACAGCAUGUUUAUUUUGUUCAGCAACCAGCUGUAUAUCU